Dreissena polymorpha is the source of this 5748-nucleotide messenger RNA. Its product is annotated as nucleobindin-2-like. Lineage: Eukaryota; Metazoa; Mollusca; Bivalvia; Myida; Dreissenidae. Gene Ontology annotation, molecular function: calcium ion binding. Gene Ontology annotation, cellular component: endoplasmic reticulum-Golgi intermediate compartment; extracellular exosome. The transcript has 15 exons. The record is from RefSeq and is a predicted model, not a curated record. The coding region runs from base 82 to 2091 and encodes 669 amino acids.
UCGACAACAGCACGUGCAUAGGUUACUUGCCACUAGCGACGAUUACCAUAACCGGAUAUAAAUCAUCAUAUCAACACGAAAAUGAGGUGGCUCCUGUGUACUGUAGUGCUAUGUGCCAUAUAUGGGGAGAUUGGUUGCCCCCCAGUGCAGCCUGAUAUUAAACCAGUGGAGGGAAUGUCACCAGAUGAUGAGACACCUGAAGAUCCGGCGUUUGGGCUGGAGUAUGAGAGGUAUCUACGUGAGGUAGUCAUGGCUCUUGAAGAAGAUGAUGAGUUCAGGAAAAAGCUGGAAACCAUGAAUAUGACAGAUAUCAAGAAUGGCAAAAUUGCCAUGCAUUUAGAACUUGUAUCACAUCAAAUCCGUGAAAAGUUAGACGAGCUUAAACGCCAGGAAAUGGACCGUCUGCGCCAAUUAGCUCGAGAAAAAAUGAAACAGAUGAAUGGUAUGGAGGUUUUAGAGUCUGUAAUGUCCGGAGCAGGCGGACCAGGCUUGCAGGAAAGUGACCUUCAUCAUGUUGAUGUGAAGAACCCGCAUUCAUUUGAAACUGCAGACUUGGAAAAACUCAUAAAGAAGGCAACCAGCGAUCUUGACGAGAUUGACAAGAAGCGACGUGGGGAGUUCAAGCAGUACGAGAUGGAGAAGGAACAUCUGCGUCGCGAAGAGCUUGCAAAGUUGGAUGAGGAGCAUCGCAAGGCUCGCGAAAAGGAACUGGAAGAAAUGAAGAAGAAACACCAAGAACAUCCAAACAUUCAUCAUCCGGGAAGCAAGGCCCAGCUUGAAGAUGUAUGGGAGAAGACCGACAAACUGGAACCAGAAGAUUUCAACCCCAAGACGUUCUUUAAAAUGCAUGAUUUGGAUGGCAAUGGAUACCUAGACCAGGAUGAAGUGGAAGCACUCUUCCAGAAGGAGUUGGAUCAGGUGUAUGAUCCUAACAGGCCCGAAGACGACAUGCGAGAACGUUACGAGGAGAUGGCACGCAUGCGUGAACACGUGUUCUCGGAGAUUGACCUUGACAAAGAUCGCCUCAUCAGCCAGGAGGAGUUUAUGAAGUACACAAAGUCAAAUGAGUUCGAGAAGGAUGAGGGGUGGAAGACUGUUGAUGAGCAGCAGAACUUCACAGAGGAAGAGUAUCAGCGUUAUGAACAGAUGUUACGAGAACAUGAAGAACGCAUGAGGUCCCAGGGCUUCAACCCAAACCAGCCAGGCAUGAUUCCAGUAGGACAGGACCCUAAUGUUCAGCACAUGCAGAUACCACUAGGAGGUCAAGGAAUGCACCCCCAAGGCCAGCAGUUUAAUCAGCAACAGCAGCAAUUUAACCAGCAGCAGCAGUUCCAACGACAGCAACAGUUCCAGGGAGGUCAAGGUUAUCCCCAAGGGGGACCGCCCGGUGGAUUUCAGGGUGGGGCACCACCAGGUCACGUGCCCAUGCAGGGUGGGCCUCCAGCAAUGAACCAAGGUCAAAUGGGUCAGAUGAAUAUGGGCCAAGGUCAGAUGAAUAUGGGCCAAGGUCAGAUGAAUAUGGGCCAAGGUCAAAUGAAUAUGGGCCAAGGUCAGAUGAAUAUGGGCCAAGGUCCGGUACCCAUGGGUCAAGGGCAGGUGCAUAUGGGCCAAGGUCAGAUGCAAGGUCAAGUGCCAAUUGGUCAAGCACAAGUUAAGGCAGAAGUUCAUGGGGGUCAACAGCCCCCUGUCCAAGGUCAAGGUGACCAACAUGGAAAGCCUGCUGAAAAUGCUCAAGUUCAACAUUUAAAUACUGACAAUGCCGCAAAACCAGCAGAAAAUCAUCAAGGUGAAAAUACAAAUUUGAAUACUGACCAAGGUCAAGGUCAAAAUGUUGUGCAUGAUAAUUCUAAAAUAGUGCUUGACAAUACAAAUGUUGGUAUGCAUGCAAAUGUUGAUGUGCAGAAGGUAGAUACUAACAAUUUACAAGGUGAAAAAGUAGCGGUUCCUGAAGGGAACCAAGAGAAGGUCGUGCAUGAAGGCCAACAUGAAGUGGGUGGUCAGCCACCCAACCAGCAGGUCCAAGGUCAGCAGGCUGCAGGUCAAGAUACCCUCAAAUUUCAAGGUCACGGAGGACAACAGCCAAUGGCUUAACACCUGGUCAUGAAGACACAUGUUACCUAUGGUGGUCUUUGCACUCUUUUAAAAUACAUGUUAACAGAUAUGUUAAAUAUUUCUUGUGACAUUUUCUAUUACAGAGAUCUGUUAAUUAUUUAACUUUUAUGCUGGCUUUGAUACAUAUUAAAAAUAUUAAACAUAGUUAACAUUCUGUCUGGUGUUGGGUGAUAUUACAAAAAAUGUACUUCGAAAUUGAGAAAAAUGUAUAUUAAAUUUGAUGCUCAAUCAUUUUAAAAGGUAAUAGUGAUUAUGGUUUGGUAAUUUCGGUCUUUUUUGUUAAAAUAAUAUAGACAUUUUGUCUAUUUUUUUAAAGAAAAUAUGUUAACAGAUUAAUCUUGAUGUAUACAAAUAGGUAUUUAUAAAGUUUUAUAAACCUUAAAAUAUGGAACAAUAACUUUACAAAGAUUGUUCUUUAUAAGUCAGUCAGAUAGCAUUUUCUUAUUUUUUCGUGUCAAAUUGUCACCAUAAAUAAGUGCUUUGUUAUGUGUUCUUGGUAUAGCAAAACAUGCUGUCCUAAUAUUCUAUGCUGUUUUUGCAAUCAAAUUUUCAGUACCACAAAACUCAGAGACUAAAAAUGCGUCUGGAAGAUAGCAAUAUUAACUCAUUGGAAAAAGCAUGGAUCUUUAAGUAUGCUUGUAUUUAAAUCUGAUUAUUCACUUUAAAAGGCAUGAAUUAGACGAAAAAUGCUACCUAUAAAAGUAACCAAUCAAAUGAUUUUUAUUGCAUGAACAAAAUAAGAUUUUGGCUUCAGGUGUCUAUUUUAUGCUCUUAUUUUCUAGUCAUCAUUUUUUGCAGAAGAUUUUUUAGCUUUCUUAUCUUCAUACAUUUUAAAUGUCAAUUCCUAAAAUAAAAAAAAUAAAAAAACAACAACAACUAAGCAAAAAUUAUUUCUCUUGAACAUUCUACGAAUCAAAAUUAAAAAGUAUCGCAACGAAAGCUGGUAAAAAAAUAACGAUUUGGUAACAAUUUGUCAUACAUUGCUUAAUAUAUUUUUACAGCGUACUGUACAGCAUAUGUUUCUUUGGCUUCAAACAUGCUUCAAACACAAAAAUACGUUGUUUAAAAUAAAGUAAUCAUCAAGUCAUUUACUUUUGUUGGACUGGGUCUUAAUAUAUUUGUUCUUUAAAUUGCUUUACCUUUGUUAUUAUGCCCCCCUUCGAAGAAGAGGGGGUAUAUUGUUUUGCACAUGUCGGUCGGUCCGUCCACCAAAUGGUUUCCGGAUGAUAACUCAAGAACGCUAAGGCCUAGGAUCAUGACACUUCAUAGGUACAUUGAUCAUGACUGGCAGAUGACCCCUAUUGAUUUUCAGGUCACUAGGUCAAAGGUCAAGGUCACUGUGACUAGACACAGUAAAAUGGUUUGCGGAUGAUAACUCAAGAACGCUUAGGCCUAGGAUCAUGAAACUUCAUAGGUACAUGUACAUUGAUCAUGACUGGCAGAUGGCCCCUAUUAAUUUUCACGUCACUAGGUUAAAGGUCAAGGUCACAGUGACUUGAAACAGUAAAAUGGUUACUCGAUGAUAACUCAAGACACUUAGGCCUAGGAUCAUUAAACUUCAUAGGUACAUUGAUCAUGACUGGCAGAUGCACCCCUAUUGAUUUUCAGGACUCUAGGUCAAAGUUCAAGGUCACAGUGACCUGAAGCCACUACAACUUACAGCCCAUUUGGGGGGCAUGCGUGUUUUACAAACAGCCCUUGUAAAAAAACAUUCCAGGAGCAGUAUUAAGUAUGCAUUUGUAUUGACUAAGUAAGCUCUCCUUUAGUCUGUGAAUGAACAAAUUAGUUUUUUGAAACAAGAUACCUUACUACUUAAUGAUACCUGCAUUGUGUCUUCACAUUUUUAUGUUAUUUUCAAUAUUGAGGAAAAAUGUAUGAAUCUUGAAAUAAAUAAGUAUGUUUAUAACUUUUAUAAUAUGAUUUUUGCCUUGCUAUUUAUUGUUAAUUUUUUUAUAUAAAAAUGUUAUUCAGAUUCAGAGUAUGUGUAUUUCAGACAUAAAAAUGUCUUAUAGUCUCAAAGUGUAAUAAUGUAAUAUUUACAUGCAUUUUUUUCCUGUAGUUGAUAGCAUGAUUGUUUUUAUUGUCCCCUACCGGUGAAACUGGAGGGGACUUGUGGUUUGCGCUCUGUGUGUCAGUCAGUCAGUCUGUCCGUCACACUUUUCAGGAUCCUGCGAUAACUUUAAAUGUUCUUCAUAUUUUUUCAUGAAACUUGAAACAUGGAUAGAUGGCAAUAUGGAGAUUGUGCACGUCAUUUCAUUUUGUUCCUACGUCGAAAAUUCUGGUUGCUAUGGCAACAAUUUUUUUUUUUUAUUCUGACAAUGGAGUUUCACUGGUAAGGGGACCAUAUUGCUUGACAAUAGUCUUGUUAUUUCUGUCUUGUAAAUACUCCUGGAGUGUGUUUGUGAAUAUUAGUCCCCAUUGAUUGUUCAGAUAAGAAUCUGCUGUAACUACCUAUAGUUUCCAUAUCAAUGACAAUAUAGUUUCAUUCCCUAUUUGAGCCCCGCUUUGUGAAAAGUGUCGUCCCAGAUUAGCCUGUGCAGUCCACACAGGUUAAUCAGGGACGACACUUUCCGCCUUAAUUUGAUUUUUGCUAAGAAGAGACUUUUAAACAAAAAAUAUCAUAAAAGUGGAAAGUAUCAUCCCUGAUUAGCCUGUGCAGACAACACUUUAUGCACAUUAAUUUAACCCCUUUUUCACACAGCACGGCCCUUUUUUCCAAUAUAAUUCAAAUUAAAAGACUUCUUAUGCUAGCCAUGAAAUAUUAUUUUUAGCAAUUAAAUUUGUUAAAUAAUUACAAAAAGCAUCUACCUUGAUAAAGGUUUAUUGUCAUGUAAAUAUGAUAUGAUGUUUACUCCCCUUUCUUAUAAAUACUUGCAUAAUUAUUAUUCUAUGCCACAGACCUUUUACCUACAAUACGUGCUGUUUAUUUUUCUGAAUUUGCUUUCAGUAAAAUAUAUGUUUCAAAAGCUUACUUUUUUUGACUUUCAGUUUACGUUGAAUUUUAAGUGUUGUAAAACAAGAUAUCUAGGACAUAAUAAAAAUAUUUACUAUGUUUUAUUAUAUUUCACUAUUUUUGUGUUUUUUUCACUCACUUAUGAGGCUGUUUAUUUACCACCACUAGCACUUUUUCAUCUUCAUUAAUUUCAGAACUUGUUCACGUCCUUUUGAUUGAGUCAUAUAUUAUAAUGAGUGAUAUAGUUCUAAUUUGAAAAAAACACAUGUUAAAAUUUUGUAUAAAGGUUAAUUGAUUAUACAACUUCAACAUCAAUUUCACAAAUAGAAAAAGAUCAAUGACAAAUGUACAUGUAGAAAACGUUUAUUGAUAUUGCUUUGUUUGAAAAAUUAAUAUUUAAAUGAAAGGAAAUAAUUUUACUCAUAAAUGGUGGAACAUUUACUUACACUGUGUACUCAUUACGAUAUUGUAGUGCCUUUAAAAUACUAGUAAAUGAAAGUAUUACAUUAGCACACAUAUUUUAAUGAUCUAGUCUAGUUAGAGAUUUCAAUUCUUCUUUGUUAGGGCAAAGCCGUUUAAUACAAGAGAUAUAAGGUGCAUUUUAAAAACAAAAUAAUGUGAAGAAAAUUUUAUUGGAUGUAAUUAUUACAAUUUUGUUGAAAAAUAAAUAUUUUGAAGUGAAA